AUGCGUAUUAUCAAAGACGAACCUCCACUUCAAACCAAAGCUUUAAGACUUACCAGAAAAUGGUACAAAACACUUAUAAACACGUACGAUGUGGUAUGUAUCUGUUUCUACUGUGAAUGGUAUCCCGGAAAUGGACGAGGUAACUACCGGGAACAAUAUGAUAAAGCAGCCAAUAUAAUUGCCAAUCUGUAUCCUCGGGAGCGUCACCAAAAGGGGAAAGCAAUAAUGGUUAAGGUAAACUGCAGCGACGAGAAGGUAUUAGCUAAAAUGUUUAACAUUGGAUACUAUCCAUUUUAUCAAAUCAUAAAAAAUGGAGAACUUAUGGAAACAAAGUACCCAAAAUGGAGAAGUACAGAAUACUUCCUACAAUUAAUUGAAGAAUUCAUAGAAGAUAAAAAGUCACGAUUACCGGAACCUGAUAGAAGUAUAUUACCUUUUGGAAUCUACACUGAGAAAUUAACACUAGAAAACUAUAAGAAAUUUGUUAGAGAACGUGAGAUUGUCAUGAUAUUCUUCUAUGCAUCUUGGUAUGAAUCAUGUAGAGAAGCACUGCAGCUUUAUGAAAAAGCCAAUGGGGAAAUUUGUAAUUUAUAUAGGCCAAAAUAUUACACAGCAAACUCAAUACAAACUGUUGCAAUGGCUAGAAUGGAAGCUGGACGUAAUGCUGCGGUUAUUAAAAAGUUCAGAAUUAAACAAUAUCCGACGUUUAAAUUGUUUAACAAUGGUUCUAUGCAUGGAGAAUAUAAAUGGGAUGGCAAACAUGAAGGAUUUGUCAAUGUACUAAGAGAAUUGAAAGAGAAAAAUCAAAUAGAACAAGAAAAAAGAGAAAAAAUCUAA
Molecule: messenger RNA, 837 nt
Organism: Dalotia coriaria
Lineage: Eukaryota; Metazoa; Arthropoda; Insecta; Coleoptera; Staphylinidae
Product: protein disulfide-isomerase A5-like
Exons: 1
Coding region: 1-837 (278 amino acids)
Biological process (GO): protein folding
Cellular component (GO): endoplasmic reticulum membrane; endoplasmic reticulum-Golgi intermediate compartment
Molecular function (GO): protein disulfide isomerase activity
Source: RefSeq, a predicted model, not a curated record